CCGCGCAAACGAGCGCCCGCCCGACACGAUCGUCGUCAAAAUAUCCGAAUGUGCAUGCGCGUAACCGUUGUGGUUGCGCGGGCCGCUGCUUCAUUCGGCUUUCAGCGCUCGGUGUUGGCGUGUCGGCGUAGCCAGUUCCCAGAUUCUCUCUCUCUCGCGCACGGAAAAGCAUUCGAUUCAGCGAGACAUGUCCGGACGCGGUAAAGGCGGCAAGACCAAGGGGAAGGCGAAGACCCGUAGCAGCAGGGCAGGGCUGCAGUUCCCCGUGGGGAGGAUCCAUCGUCUUCUCAGGAAAGGCAACUAUGCGGAACGUGUCGGCGCCGGUGCACCGGUCUAUCUUGCUGCCGUGAUGGAGUAUCUGGCGGCUGAAGUGCUCGAGUUGGCUGGAAAUGCCGCCAGGGACAACAAAAAGACUAGGAUAAUUCCACGUCACUUGCAAUUGGCUAUUCGUAAUGACGAGGAGCUGAAUAAAUUAUUGUCUGGAGUGACCAUUGCUCAAGGUGGAGUACUGCCUAAUAUUCAAGCAGUCCUGUUGCCGAAGAAAACUGGUACUGGUGGUUCUGGAAAAGGCGACAAAGCAUCUCAAGAAUAUUAGAUUAUUAUACAUUUAUAACUCUUUAUCGUACUUUAGAAAUAUGUCUCUGUUUCUCAAAAUAAGAGGAAAAAAAUAAUAUCCCUAUAAAUCUCAACAGCAAAUUUUAUAUCUGAAUCUAUGACACAUUUUUUUGUAUGCUUAAUUGACAAUCUGCAAGCAAAUAAUAUUAUAUGGAGAUCCUGGAAUAGAUAUUCUACUAUUUUCAUUCAUGUUUUUACAUCGCGCUAAGUCCUAUCUUGGACACUGUUGAAAGUAUAAUUGCUGUCUCAAUAAAAUACAUUUGAUUGAAAAUAUUCCAGUGCUAAAUAGUAAAUUUUCAAUUGCGUUUUAAUUUAAGAUUAUGUUAUAACAGAUACAGUAUAACUUAUUGCUGAAUAUUUCUUGACUUAUUUAAGUACAAUGUUUGAUUUAGUGAUAUGUGCGUGUUAUGUAUGUUUUCUUUUGCUAUAAUUUACUAUUACUAUAAUGUUACUAUUUUUUUUUAAUUUUUUAUCUUUUUGCACCUUUCGUGCAUUCCUAUUGUCUUACAUCUAGAAUCAGAAUUUCUAUUGUAUUAUCAAUAAACAUUUUAGCAUGCAUAAUGAAAGCAUUUGAUUAUUU
Messenger RNA from Camponotus floridanus (Florida carpenter ant), 1195 nucleotides. RefSeq names its product histone H2A. The record is from RefSeq and is a predicted model, not a curated record. The transcript has 3 exons. Gene Ontology annotation, cellular component: nucleosome. Bases 188 to 595 code for a protein of 135 amino acids. Lineage: Eukaryota; Metazoa; Arthropoda; Insecta; Hymenoptera; Formicidae. Gene Ontology annotation, molecular function: structural constituent of chromatin; protein heterodimerization activity; DNA binding.